UAGCUAUGAUAAUAUUUGUUACGAUAAUAUUCGAAUUUUCGUUAUAUGUAUAUUAUUUAUAUUUCGUUGCACAGGAUAGCAGACGCAUGGAAAUUUAUGAAUUGGGCGGAUUUGGUGAUUCCGAUAGGUGGAGAUGGCACGUUUUUGCUAUCCUCCAAAUUAAUUACAGACAACGUGAAACCUGUGUUGGGCAUCAAUCCGAGCAUCCGAUCGAACGACAAUAACAUUUUUACGCUUCCUCCGAAAUACGCGACGAACAUCGAAAGCAUAUUUGAGCGACUUCAUACAGGAAAAUACACGCUAUUGAUGCGAAGUCGCAUUCGAACAGUGAUGAAUGGAGAAGGACUUUACAGACGACCUUUUCAUAUACACGAGAAGAGUCGUACACAAGGAGAGAAAAGAGCCGAAGCUCUUGCGCGAACGACACAAAGGAAAAUAGCGGACUCACUUCAACCACGGCAGAGGACUUUGCCUUGGCUGGCAUUGAACGAAGUAUUUAUAGGAGAAUUUUUGGCAGUCAGACCAAUAACAUUACAAAUCAGAGUUGAAGAUCAAGAGCCGCAUCAAAUUCGAAGUUCAGGUAUGUGCGUUUGUACAGGUACUGGCUCCCAAUUCUGGUACAAAUCUAUUAACAUUCAAUCGGCCGAAACCGUUCGAUGUAUCGUCGAAAUAGCCACUGGCAUUAAAUUAAGCAACGAGCAAACCAACGAAUUACUCCACAAAUAUCAUCAAGCUCUCAUCUAUUCUCCAGAGGAUUUGAACAUGGUAUACAUGAUCCGCGAAAUGUAUCAUACUACACGGUGCAAGAACCAGAAAUGUUGCCCGGACAGACAAAAGUGCAACAAGCUUACUGUGAAAUCCUGUGGCUUUGACGCUGGCUUGGUGAUAGACGGUAGCAUUUCUUUGCCCUUCAACGACGGUACUAUCGCAACUUUCGAUAUCAAACCUGAAUAUUCGUUGAAAAGCAUCAUGCUCACUUGAUGUACAGUUAUCAUGUAGCUGCAUUAAAACAAGUUUCUCCAGGAAGCGAGCUUAUGUGGUAGAUCUUUUAACAGGAAUAUAAGUGUCCGAUCGACAAAUUAAAAGUAAACUUCUUCUCUUUUCUAC
This is a messenger RNA of Bombus impatiens (common eastern bumble bee), 1107 nucleotides long. Its product is annotated as NAD kinase 2, mitochondrial-like. Gene Ontology annotation, molecular function: NAD+ kinase activity. The transcript is spliced from 4 exons. Lineage: Eukaryota; Metazoa; Arthropoda; Insecta; Hymenoptera; Apidae. The coding region runs from base 46 to 981 and encodes 311 amino acids. Gene Ontology annotation, cellular component: mitochondrion. Gene Ontology annotation, biological process: NAD+ metabolic process; NADP+ biosynthetic process. The record is from RefSeq and is a predicted model, not a curated record.